This is a messenger RNA of Gigantopelta aegis, 975 nucleotides long. RefSeq names its product cell division control protein 42 homolog. NCBI's taxonomy places the organism in Eukaryota, Metazoa, Mollusca, Gastropoda, Neomphalida, Peltospiridae. Gene Ontology annotation, molecular function: GTPase activity; GTP binding. The record is from RefSeq and is a predicted model, not a curated record. Gene Ontology annotation, biological process: small GTPase-mediated signal transduction. The transcript is spliced from 4 exons.
AUGAAGUUCGUAUACUGUUCAAUGUUGGGAGACGGGAUGGUUGGCAAGACAUGCCUGACUACAAGUUACACCCAGCAUGAUUUUUCUGACAUCUACAUCUAAACAAUAUUCGAAAACCACGCAGUUCCUCUCACGGUUGGGGGUGAAGACUUUGUUAUCAGUCUGUUUGAUACGGCUGGACAGCGUGGCUAUGAACGCAUACGUGCGUACACCUACAAAGAGUGCGAUGUACUGGUCAUCUGUUUCUCUGUCUGCGAGCGGGAAUCCUUCUGCAGCGUGAGUGAGGUGUGGCUGCCAGAGGCGAGGCUCUACACAAAGAAAAAGCGCCCAGUUAUUCUCGUCGGCACCCAGACGGAUUUGCGUCGAGGCGACGCCGACGAGGUGACGGAGGAAGAAGGCGCCAAGAUGGCCAAACAGAUUGGCGCCGACUGCUACCUGGAGUGUUCAGCGCGGAACCACGAGGGCACGAAGCCCAUUUUCCAGCACAUGGUCUUCUCAGCACUCAAGUUCAGAAAAAGACAAAACAUCAUCAAGAAAUUCUUCUUUGAUCGUCUUUAUGGUUUAAAGCGGCGUGGCUACGAACGCAUACGUGCGUACAGCUACAAAGAGUGCGAUGUACCGGUCAUCUGUUUCUCUGUCUGCAAGCGGGAAUCCUCCUGCAGCGUGAGCAAGGUGUGGCUGCCAGAGGCGAGGCGCUACACAAAGAAAAAGCGCCCAGUUAUUCUCGUCGGCACCCAGACGGAUUUGCGUCGAGGCGACGCCGACGAGGUAACGGAGGAAGAAGGCGCCAAGAUGGCCAAACAGAUUGGCGCCGACUGCUACCUGGAGUGUUCAACGCGGAAACCACGAGGGCACGGAGCCCAUUUUUUAGCACAUGGUCUUCUCAGCACUCAAGUUCAGAAAAAGACAAAAAACAUCAUCAAGAAAUUCUUCUUUGAUCGUCUUUAUGGUUUAAAGCGGGCAUUCCUGACUUAA